UAUCAACAGGAAUCAAUUCAACUUUCUGAAAUGUGUUUGCAUGUUUUAAAGUUGAUUAAAUUAUAUUGCGUAUACUUAAACAAUGGCCCGUGCCACACUUUGAGUUCGUUCACCUUGAACUAUGCGUGUUAUAUCUAUGGCGCAAACAAUUCUGUCCGUCGCGUAAAAAAACUAGGAUAAAUGUUUUUUAAAAAGAACGAAAUAUUAUUAACAGCGCACUGACAAAAUAGUUUAGGUUUAUUAGACGCAAGUUCCAUAUCUAAUUAAAUUUAUGGUUUCCUGAAAAUUUGGAUUAGAUAUCCAACACAAUUCUUGAAUUAUCCUCGUCGAAGAAUGAGGAUGAUUUGCCGGUUGUUGCUGACAGGGAAUGUGUUUAUAUUCCUGGGCCUCUGUCUGGCACUUGCCGGGUUUUGUGGGCCAGCGUGGUUUCGCACGAGCUAUCCCCCGGGACCUGAGCCCACAUGGACUUUAGAGGAGGGCAUUUGGUUGGCAAGAUUUUGCAGACAUAUCACAGGGGAAUGUAUCUUCACAGUCAGGGAACGUGUGUUCUCAGAAAUUGGCAUUGUGCGGUCAUUUUCCCCCCUGGAUGAACCGCACUGGCUUGAGUUCAAGGUUCUGUCUGUGGCGAGUCCACUGAGCGGAAUUACUGAUAUGAUGAUCACAGCCGUGACCUUGACCAAAGUAAACAAAUCUGAAAUGGCCCCGAAGCACCUACUGCUGAUAUCAAGUUCGGCAUUUUUCUCGAUAGUUUCAUUUUCAAUGUUGUUUGUGCCAGUGUUCAAAGUUACACACGUCACGACCAAAUUCUCGCAUUUCGGAAAGGCCGCUGACUGUUGGUCAUUUGUCUUGGCAAGUACCGGUGCUGCCUGCAUGUUCGCUGCUAGCGCUGCUGUCGGUCUCGCGUUAGCAAAAGCAGCUUUUAAACUAUGUGACCAAAAAAACAAAAGUCGGGAAAGUCAUCGCCGUCGUGAUGAACAGCUUCGACGAAAUGAAAUAAUUGCAAGAUACUUUCAUGGUGAAAACAGAGCUUAUGGCAGUCCUUUUGAUGAAGAUUCAAUAGUGAACAAUGAACUCCGAGUGUCAACAGAUACUGAUUCAGCAUACUCGGUGAUAUCAAACGGAGGUCUGAAUGACAGAAAUACUGGACAUGCGUUACAUUUACCAAUGUCCAGUGAAAUAACUACUGUUUGACCAGAGUGUUCAUGUCUUUGUUAUCAGUAAAAUGUUUAAUUGUUCUUGUGUGUACAUGGUUAAAUGCAAUUUAGUGCAAUCUAAGAAA
Messenger RNA from Mya arenaria, 1279 nucleotides. RefSeq lists its product as uncharacterized. The record is from RefSeq and is a predicted model, not a curated record. NCBI's taxonomy places the organism in Eukaryota, Metazoa, Mollusca, Bivalvia, Myida, Myidae. The coding region runs from base 334 to 1191 and encodes 285 amino acids. The transcript is spliced from 3 exons.